AUGCCUCCGCUCUGGGCCCUGCUGGCCCUCGGCUGCCUGCGGCUCGGGUCGGCUGUGAACCUCCAACCCCAACUGGCCAGUGUGACCUUCAUCACCAACAACCCCACACUCACCACUGUGGCCUUGGAGAAGCCUCUCUGCAUGUUUGACAGCUCAGAGGCCCUCACUGGCAACUACGAGGUCUACCUCUAUGUCCUGGUCGACUUGGCCAGCUUCAGGAAUGCCUCCGUGCAGGACAGCACCAAGACCCCACUGAGCUCGACCUUCCAGCAAACUGAGGGUGGGAGGACAGGCCCCUACAGAGCCGUGGCCUUUGACCUGACCCCCUGCAGUGACCUGCCCAGCCUGGAUGUCGUCAGGGAUGUGUCACAGGCCUCGGAAAUCCUAAAUGCAUACCUGGUCAGGGUGGGCGCAAAUGGGACCUGCCUGUGGGACCCCAACUUCCAGGGCCUCUGCAACCCACCCCUGUCGGCGGCCACAGAGUACAGGUUCAAGUACGUCCUUGUCAAUAUGUCCACGGGCUUGGUUCAGGACCAGACCCUAUGGUCGGACCCCAUCCGCACCGGACGGCUGACCCCAUACUCGUCCAUCGACACGUGGCCAGGCCGACGGAGUGGAGGCAUGAUUGUCAUCACUUCCAUCCUGGGCUCCCUACCAUUCUUCCUGCUCUUGGGCUUUGCUGGUGCCAUCGUCCUCAGCCUGGCGGACAUGAGGAGUUCCAAUGGGGAAAUGACUCAUGACUCCCAGAUCACGCAGGAGGCUGUCCCCAACACACUGGGGACCUCGGAGCCUUAUACAUCUGUGAACAGGGGGCCGCCCCUGGACAGGGCCGAGGUGUAUUCCAGCAAGCUCCAGGACUGA
Messenger RNA from Cynocephalus volans (Philippine flying lemur), 861 nucleotides. RefSeq names its product uroplakin 3A (gene UPK3A). Gene Ontology annotation, biological process: urea transport; water transport. The record is from RefSeq and is a predicted model, not a curated record. The transcript has 6 exons. Gene Ontology annotation, cellular component: plasma membrane. Lineage: Eukaryota; Metazoa; Chordata; Mammalia; Dermoptera; Cynocephalidae. The coding region runs from base 1 to 861 and encodes 286 amino acids.